Messenger RNA from Contarinia nasturtii (swede midge), 2369 nucleotides. RefSeq lists its product as uncharacterized. The record is from RefSeq and is a predicted model, not a curated record. The coding region runs from base 147 to 2279 and encodes 710 amino acids. The transcript is spliced from 11 exons. Gene Ontology annotation, cellular component: chromosome. Gene Ontology annotation, biological process: regulation of transcription by RNA polymerase II. NCBI's taxonomy places the organism in Eukaryota, Metazoa, Arthropoda, Insecta, Diptera, Cecidomyiidae. Gene Ontology annotation, molecular function: chromatin insulator sequence binding.
GAGUGUGCACUUUUUCGGCAUCGCUUGUUCUCGCUAUGAUGCGAAUGCGUGAAUAUUGACGAGUACUAAAAUUGACAACAUCAUUAUUUAACUUGCUUUCACUCUCACUAGUAUUUUCCUCUUCUUACGAAAAAAUAAACUCAAAAAUGGAAGCAUUUAGCGAAAACAAUCCGCAACAAAUCGCAGAAGCGGAAACAGAGACAAUGUCAACUACAUUGACAGAUGAACAAGAUCAUGAAACUGAUUUGAUUGCACUUAGUGGAUACGGUCUUGAAAUAGUCUGGCAAUAUCCCAUGAAUAUAACUCAUUGCGUUGUGCCAAAUUGCAAAAUAGUAUAUGAAACGCGAUCACAAGCAAUAAACCAUUACCGAGAGCGACAUGCGCCAUUUUCAAUCCUUUGUCCAGAGUGCAAUCGACCGAUAUCAAAACAAAAAUCUAAUUUUAUCGGUCAUUAUGAAAAAAUGCAUCCGAAUGUAAAAGUACCAUAUUUUGUUGAUAGAACGAAGCAAAAUAUUAGAAAAGUGUCGAAAAGUGAUCCAACGAAUGCUAUUGAUGUCGAUGAUUUGAUCGAACUGAAGGGAUUUGGUGUAAUUACCAAAUGGCACUAUCCAGACAUAAAUAAUUGUGCCGUUAAUGGUUGUGGUUUGGCAUUUGGACAUCGUUCCUUAGCUAUUGACCAUUAUCGAAAAUGCCACGCCGAUAAUUUCAUUCUUUGUUCAAUUUGUAAGCCUAAUAAGCCCAUUUCCACACACAAUGCCUUGCCCCAUUACAAAAGAUCACAUCCAGAUGCGGAAAUUCCAUGGAUUCAGAGUGAAAAAGUUAUAAAUGUUCCAAGCGAACGAACAAAGGUCAACGAAUUGAAUUUGGUAGAAAAUAACCAGAAGAGAAUUUAUAUUGACGAAGAUGAUAUAAUCCCACUUGUUGCACGUGGAAUUGAAACGUAUUGGUCAUUUCCAAAAAGCACUGGUAACAUCUGUCCAAUUGGGGUAUGCAAAUUAAAAUGUGCAUCUCGCGAAGAUGCGAUAAACCACUUCAAAGACCAACAUGCCAAUCAUUCAGUUCUUUGUUCUAUUUGUGACAAACCAAUUUCUGUCCGGAGUAACGCAGAUUAUAAGUUGCAUUAUCAACGAUUACAUCCAAAUAAAAGAGUUCCGCAUAGAAUCGGAAACUUAAAGAGACAAGCGAAUGUCGGAAGAAAAAGGCAAGAAAUCCAGCAUAAAUUUUGCCCAUGGAAAGAAUGCUCAUUUAAAGCGGCCAGUAUAGGCGAAGUAAGUGAUCACUGGGAAAGAGUACAUCGCGUGCAAGGAACCGAUUCAUGUUCAAUGGAACAGCACAGCAGUCAUUCAAGCCAAACGAUUGAUGAUGAAACGCCUGAAUCAUCUGUUGAGCAAAGUAAAAGUCUGCCAGAUGAUGGUUUAUUGAUGUCAAUUCAGACGAGAACUGAACCUGAAGGUUCGAACAAUCAAGCGAAUUUAUAUUUCAACUGCUUGAAGUGCAGCCAUUCAUUUGAAAGCAUAGUUAAUUUGCGCGAACACAUAAUGGAAAUGCACAGUACUCAAUCAAUUGAAUUGACAAAGAGAAAACGAGACACUUCUACCAAUACCAACAAAUCGCUCGAUUCAGCGAAUGUUACCAAGAAACGUAAAUUGGUUUGCGAUUCUCCGAUUGAGAUAUCUGACCAUUCCAUAAUUGUCAAUAAAAAUGAUGACGGUGAAGGUAGUACGGGGUGUGAAAUGGUCUUCAGAGAGAUUGAAUCUACAAACAAAAACGGGGAUGUACAAAUGGAUUCAGAACCAUUUGAAAAUGAAAUGGAAGUUGAAUAUGCGACACCAGUGAUUGAAAAUCUACCGAAUAAUAGCAUAAUAUGUCUAUCUGAUGGAGAUAACGAAGAUGAGACUACCAAUCUUUCGGAUUUUGAGAGGGGCGUCGUCAGUAAUUCAACGUUUGUGCCAGUAGACAACAGUCAUCUCAAAACACACGUCAAAACUAUGCAAGUGCUUAUGAUGUAUCAACCCAAAGUGGCUACUGUUGAAAUACCAAGAGACAACGGAACUGAAUCUUCAGAAGACCAAACAAACGUAGAACAAGCAGCUCAAUCUAAGAACCAUGAAGUAUUUGGGGAUGAAUCGCAGGAGAACGCAGUGCAACGGCUUUACACAGAUAUUCAACGCACUGACGUGAAUUGGGAGGCUUUAUUGGAAUAUGCCAAACAUUUCCUAAAUGAUGACAUGGCCCUCAAAGAUCUACAAAUACAAAACUUUUCUGAAUAUUUGAAGUAAUUAUUUUACUAUAAAACGAAAAAAACUGAAAAAAUGUCAAUAUUACUACAAAAAAAAAAACUGUUAUCUUAUUAAUUUAUUAUCAAGUCU